AAUGCAAUAAGGGAGAGAGAAAGUAAAAAAUCUUUCACAUGCAUGCCCCAUCUAAUCUCUAAAGGCUAAACCGAUCUCAUUUGGUCAAAAGCAUUGAUUAUAAUCCACAAACAUAAUGACUAAAAUUGCUUGUCAGUAGAUCCUGUAGACUAAAGAGAUGUUUUGAUUAGAUUAAAGGAAGAUUAGAGACAUUUAUAGGGAUGAUUCAUCAUAUAGGACAAACAACAGGGAAAUAAGAAAACAUCAACUGGGUAUAUCCAAGAGUUUUUAUAUUCCAGCCAUUGGAAACCAAACCCAGGAAAGAAUUGAAUGCUGAUCAGUAGAUAUUAAGCAAAACUUUCUAUGGUGAUCCCAAUAUUCUACAAUAAAAACUUUAGAGGUGGCACAAAAAUACAGUAUAUGGUUUUUCAUCCUCACACUUGUUUCUGAUUUAAAGCAAAGAACAAAGACUGGAAAAAGAGAGGAGAGGGGCAUGGUAGUUAUCCUUAAAAAGUAGACAAUGAAUUGAUGGACAUGGAAUUAUACUAACAUGCAAAGCACUGUCCACCACAAGGACAUGUUAAAGAGGAAUUCCCACCCACCCCACCAACCUUAAUUGGCAUACCUUCUCUUUAUAAGAACUGUCUCUAACUGUCAUAACCUAAACAGAACUGUUGAUAGCAAUAGAAGCAAAAGAAAAAAUAUGCAGAAGCUGUACUGUCAAGUCUUGCUGUUGUCUUUCUUUUAUGCUUCCUCUCUGGCUCUCACAUGGAGCCAAGACAAGGAAUUCAACCAGGCUAAGAACUAUGAGGGAUCUUCUAAUCUAGUGGACCUUCAAUACCACAUGGGUCCUGUCCUGUCUUCUACUAUCAACCUCUACAUAAUCUGGUAUGGUCAUUGGAAUCCAAAACACCAAGCAACCAUCAGAGAUUUCAUCUAUUCCUUAUCUGCUUCAUCUCCUUAUCCUUCUGUUGCUGACUGGUGGCGCACUGUCCGUCUUUACACGGACCAGACAGGAUCAAACAUCACUAGCAAUAUUGUCCUCUCAGGAGAGUUCUAUGACUCAAGAUACUCACAUGGUGGUUAUCUUAGUCGUUUAGCCAUUCAAUCUAUCAUCAAAACUGCAGUCACCUCACAUCCAAGAGCAUUACCUCUCAAUGCUCACAAUGGUCUCUACUUAGUACUAACCUCAUCUGAUGUCCAAGUUCAAGACUUCUGCAGAGCAGUCUGUGGAUUCCACUACUUCACUUUCCCAAACAUUGUUGGCGUGACUGUGCCCUAUGCUUGGGUUGGUUAUAGUGGAACUCAGUGUCCAGGAAUGUGUGCCUACCCAUUUGCCUGGCCAAAAUAUUCAGGCAAGCCACCACCAAGCACAAAUGGAGGCAACAACAUAAUGAAGGCACCAAAUGGAGAUCCAGGUGCUGAUGGAAUGAUCAGUGUGAUUGCUCAUGAGCUAGCAGAAGUGUCAAGCAAUCCACUUGUGAAUGCAUGGUAUGCUGGGGAUGAUCCGACUGCACCCCAAGAAAUUGCAGACUUGUGUUUGGGUGUGUAUGGGUCUGGUGCAGGUGGUGGCUAUGUGGGUGAGGUGUCAAGGGACCCAUGGGGGAAUGGGUACAAUGUCAAUGGAAUCAAGAGGAGGAGGUUCCUGGUGCAGUGGGUAUGGGACCCAGUGAAAAGGAGAUGCUUUGGUCCCAAUGCUAUGGACUAGCACAUAGUGGAUAUCUUUCAUUUCUUCCAACACCUCUUCCUUUUGACACCUCAAAAGGCAAGAUGAAGCUUUUGAGAAGAAGUAUAUGGGAAUGCAAAGAGUGCUAGGUUAGCAAGUUGUUGGGGAAUGACUUACUUUGUCAUGUUUUAAGGGUUGAUAUUCAGAGA
Tripterygium wilfordii is the source of this 1854-nucleotide messenger RNA. RefSeq names its product protein EXORDIUM-like 7. NCBI's taxonomy places the organism in Eukaryota, Viridiplantae, Streptophyta, Magnoliopsida, Celastrales, Celastraceae. The record is from RefSeq and is a predicted model, not a curated record. The coding region runs from base 683 to 1687 and encodes 334 amino acids. The transcript is spliced from 2 exons.